AUGAGAUAUGAGAGCUUCCGUGACAGCACAUGCACUUCUCCUUCUCCUUUCAGUUCUUCUGGUGUGAACACUCUCAGCGACAGCCUCCCCAAAUCCCACUUGUCCCAUUACUCUGAGCUCGGUGUGGCACACUUGCCCGCCUCCGUGCACCGGAGUCCUGAUUCUGGACUUGGAUCGACACCUCUUCCAGCCAGCCGCUUCCGGUUUGCCUCGUGGCAUCACUUGCCACAGUGUGACCUCACCGGAGAUCAGCUGACCUGCCCCAGGGUUCGAGAAGGGCCAUCCGAUGACGAGCUCAUCCAAAGAGAGGCCCGUGUGGGUAGAAGGAGAAGGAAGCGGAGGAGAGAGGAGGAAGGGCAGAGUUGGGAAGAAAGAAGACAAGAGAACUGGGAAAACUCUCUAGAGCUGAAUCUCUCCUACCAAGAUUUGGGCGACGAUUUCCAGGAACAAAACUUCCUCCGCAUUCUACGCAGGUUGAUACGCGUGGAGCAACUCCAGCUGGUCAACAACUCUCUCAGUAACCUGAGUUCUGUCUGUCUGCCAAGGUGCAGGAUACUAAAUCUGCACCGGAACCAUCUGGUGUCUCUACACCAGUUGCCAAAGCUUCCGGUCGUGGAGCAACUUUGCUUGUCCGAGAAUGCCAUCAGCUCCCUGGAAGGAUUGAAUGCAUUGAGGAACAGUUCUCUGCGAUCUCUAAACUUGACCCUCAAUCCAGUGACCUUCUUUCAGGACUACCGUGCACGAGUGUUCUCUUUCUUGCCAAAUCUUGAAAUCCUGGAUGGAGUUCCGAUGCUGCCAGAAGACCAGCUGCACACUGGGUUUCAAUUCCCACAAAUCACGAGGAUGUGCAACAUUUUGUGACAUUUUCCAGAGAUGGAUAUGUGCUCUGCAGACUGCAUUUACUCAGAGGAGGGGAAAAAAACUCUUUUUUUUUUACCUUAAGUAUGCCACAACUGCUGCCAAAACCAACCUAGAAUACAUGAGCAGGCAUUUUUGUUGGAGGUUGAGCAAUUAUGGUCACGUCUGCCUGACAAUAAUGAAAUUUGGUAAAAAGAAACACGUUGAGAAGGCCUUCAGGAGAUAACAAGGCUAAUCGACUACAUUACCUGUCAUUAGUUUCGCCUGUUUACAUGGUUGUUUUUACAUCGAUAUGUAAACCUUUUAGGAUAGUGACUGGAAUAAACAUGUUUUAAAAAAAAAAAAAGUGAUUUGAUAAAAA
Syngnathus typhle (broad-nosed pipefish) is the source of this 1219-nucleotide messenger RNA. RefSeq lists its product as uncharacterized. Bases 1 to 861 code for a protein of 286 amino acids. The record is from RefSeq and is a predicted model, not a curated record. NCBI's taxonomy places the organism in Eukaryota, Metazoa, Chordata, Actinopteri, Syngnathiformes, Syngnathidae. Gene Ontology annotation, molecular function: protein binding. The transcript is spliced from 7 exons.